CAUUAGCUAGUAUGUUAUUUUCAUGAAAAGACUAAUGUAAUAUGGUGGGAGAAGUACUUAGAUAUGUUACUAGGUAGUAAAAAUAGCAAAACACUGUAAAAGUAUUUCAUUUAGAAUCUUACUUUAAAGUACAAAAGGAAAAGUCUACUCAUGUUACAGCUGUAAAAGGCAGGGCUGAUUUUAACUACUUUAUAUUCUGCCUGGAAGCCUUAGUUUGUGUUUUUAUAUCAGAAUGUGUUAAGUGAUUUAUACUUAAUAUUGAUAGUCUAAAUCUGCAAAAGUAACUAGCGACUCAUGUGGUUAAAAAAAUGUUGUGGAGCAAAAUACUGGCUUUCAAAAUGUAGUGGAUUACUAUAAUAAGGUAGUAUAACUAUAUAUAUAAAAAAAGCUACAAUUGUACUUAAGUACAAUACUUCAGUAAAUGUAUUUAUUUACAUUCCACCACCACUAAGAAUAAGUACAUUUUCGAUGUGUGAUGUGGGGUUUGUGCCACCAGGGUUCCCAUCAUGCUUUGGGUGAUGUAAACAGGAAGUGUAAUGUUGCUCUGAAGUUAGUCCAGUCAGUUAACUCCAGGUUACAGGAAAACAUGACUGAAUAAUGCGAUGAUUGAUACAGGAUAUAAUGUGUAAUAUAUGCCUUUACGCGUUUUUCACUUAAUAUUUAUAUUUUGGUGAAUUUACGGCAUGAAAAGUCAUGCUACAUUAGCUAUUAGCAGGUUUGUUUUGUUUGCAUGGGAGAAACUGAAGGAAUACUAUAAGUAAAGUCAAUUAUUAAAGUCAUUAUAUGCGACUUUCUAAGAAAGUAUUUAGCUGUGACUAGCUGGUUCUCAAAGUUAUAUAGACAAAUGGUUUCAUGAUAUUAUUCACGGUUUAAAGUAAACAGUUGUAGUAAGGCGACCAACUUGUAGGCCCCGCCCACCAGGAAGUACGCAUAUAAACUCAGCAGCGCUUUCAGUUUCAGCAAUGUGUGUACGGAAGACAGCAGACUAGUAACACUGAGGACGCGAGCUGUUUGUCAGCCUUAACUUUUAAACUGAUCACCUCCCAGUAUCAUGUGCUGAGGCUCGUUGGUCAUAACCAACGAGCCCGCAGUGUUGAAGGCAGCAGCUAAGUGCUGGACAAACUCCGCAGUUAACUCCUUCCUGACUGCUCUUUUGGCGCACAGUGGUACUCAAAAGAACGGGUGAAGAAUGGAAGAUGCGGAGAAAAGCAAGCUUGAGGAGUUGCUGAUGUGCCCAGUGUGCCAGGACAUCUUUAGAGAUCCCCGGCAGCUGCCCUGUGGACACAGCAUGUGUUUGGUCUGUCUGGAAACCGUGAUGGAUCACUCCUCCGACGUUCCCUUCCGGUGUCCAGACUGUAGGGCAGAUUUUGGACCGAUCUUUGGGGUGUACAAGAGCUUCGCACUGGCCAACAUCGUAGAGGACUUCCGGAUAUACAGGAAGAGGAGGGAAGAGCAGACAAAAAGUGUGUACUGCGACUUCUGCCUGGAGAAAGAAACUCUGGCCAUCAAAACGUGCCUGAAGUGCGAGGUGUCGCUGUGCACGGAGCACGUCAAGGACCACCUGGAGCUGCCGGUGUUCACGGGGCACCCUUUGGUGAGGCCUCUGAGUGACCUCCUGGAGAGGAGAUGCCCACAGCACGAGGACGAGGUGCUGAGGUACUACUGCAACACGUCCAGGCGCUACCUCUGCAACAUUUGCGCCCUGGAGGGCAAGCAGCACAACCUGGCCAUCGAGACCUCCGUCCUGCGGAGACAGCUGACUGAGUACAUGGACCAACGCUUCGACAAGCUGAAGGAGCAAGUUGGAGAGUCCAAUGAGUCGAUAAAAAAACUGCAGGAAGACUUCAAACGUGAAAAGCGGAGAGCGAACCCCGUCGUCUCGUCCCUCAACAAUGUCACGAUGGUGCUUCUCUGUCUGUGGGUCGUUGUCGUGUGUUACGCGUACAACUACAUUGUGCAAAUCCAGACGAUCACCAACACGCUGGAAGAACAGCAGAACCAUGUGAAUCAGAUUUAUACCACCAUUGUGGAACUCUUGGUUAAUCAUCCAAUAAAGAGCCACAAACCUCCAGAGACUGAAGAUCAAGACAUGACAUCCUCUGAGUACAAUCAUACAAAAUGGAUCAAGUGAUCCGUCCUCAGUUCUGGUCCUGAACGGAAAGCUCUGCACUCAUCUGGUGAGAAAAGAAGAAACGGACACAAACAGUAGAAUUUACAUCACAUUUACAAACCUCUGUGCCUACUACCACAACAAGUAUGAAAUAAAGCUACUGCAAAAACAACAGUCUUUGUUAAGGUUGGGAUAUCUGAAUGCAAAUUUUAUAUAUACUAUAACUUUCACGACUUUGUUCUGACUUUUUUCGACAUGCUAUAUUAUGACUUUCUGUCGUAUGACUACUUUUUACUUGCGCUUUUUCAUCACUUCAUGCAACAUACUAUAUAAUUACUUUUUUCAUCAUACUAUGACUUUUUACACUUGAUUUGACAUACUACUAUAUUAUUACUUUUAUAUGACUUUGUUAAACAUACUAUUCCUUGACCUUUUUUGUCAUACUAUACCAUGGCUUUUUAUGUUUUUGGACAUUCUAUAUUUUAUUUUUUAGAUAAACUAUAUGACAUUUUUUCUGACUCUUUUCGACAUAAUUUUUCUAAGAUUUUGUUGGUGAUGUUUUUCGACGCUUUACUAUGACUUUUUUAUAACUUUUUUUCAAGAGUUUGAGAUUAAACCCAGAUACUGCCCUGGGAAAUACCGACAUGGUGACCGGAGCCUAUCUCACCGGCCAGGGGGGGACAGAGGCUCAGCUGAGAUGGAAGUUGACUCAAUCAUCAUGGUGCAGUGAGAGACUACAGGUGAUUCAAAGAGCCAUGGAGCUAGAUGCAGAACUACAAGUCUCAAAACAUACACGGAACAGUGCAGUGCAAAGGAGUAAAGCAGCGUAAGGAGACUCUGAGACCAUAUGAAACACCAAAGUUGCCUUGCAGAAGAUAAAGAGCUGAGGGGUGCAGGUCAUUAGACUCCAGACACAAAAAACAUCUCACCAGGAUACCCGUAGAGCAAUGGAAUAGAGGAAGCAGCAGUGAAUGCAGCCAAAAGGCUGAUGGCAAAAAGCUAAAUGAGCAGGCAACGACCCGUAUUUGGUCCUGCUGGACCACAGGAACACUCCACUGCAGAGUACUGACAGCAGCAAUGAUGCUCAUGGGGAGGCGAACCCAAACUCUCUGCUUACUGUAAACCGAGACCAACAGCAAGCAAACAGAAUGAAGCUGCACUACAAAGUCAAAGGAGAUGAGAUAAUCACUACAAUGCUACUGCCAAGGACUUCAGCUGCAUAGAGGAGUAAUUGGGGACAAAUCAGGAUGACCAAAGAGAUAGAUGAUAGCUUGAAAGCAGUGGAUGGAGCUACUUCUGAGCAGCUUGGUGAAUCAGAACCAACAUAAGAUGGACAGAACAUCAUUCAUUUCUGAUGUAUUUUUCUUUUUUUUUGGUUACAACAAUCAUCAAAAUGAUGGACAGGUAGUUACUUUAGUUAACAUUACAUGGCAACAGGAAGGUGGCUUAAAACAGUCCGUAGCGUUCUUUAAGUUGUGUUGCAGAGGCAAUUUAUUUGCUCAGGCUGCUUGUCAUCAAACUUGACCAUUAAUGGACAAAUAUUCUCACGUAAUUCACUUGCUGAUCAAAUGAACUUGUAACUUUGGCCUCUAAACAUGACAAAACAGACGUUCAUGUUCGCUACAAGAAAGAAAGCUUGACGUAACCUCGAGUUUCAAUGGACACUCACCACUCAUUCUUGUCCUGUUCAGCACCUGUACUGAGGUGCAACAUCCAAAUUACACAAAACAGAGUACAUUGUGAUGUUAGACACAUUUUGUACAUUUGAAAGUUAUUUAUGGUUUUAUUGUAUUUAUUUAAUCCAAGAACAAAAUUGAGACCAUCAUAAAAACAAAUUCAGUUUCAAUGGUACCCUGGUAAAAAAAAAAAAACAUUCCAGCUUCUCCACUCUAGUUUCAGAAAUAAAGGAAUUGAAAACAAUCGGAAUCUAUGUAACUUUUGUUGAACACCAGCCAUUUUGGCCACAAGUGCCAAGUACGGGCCAAUGGAAAAUGGCAACGUGUAGCUUUGCAGUAACAUAGGUAGGGAGGAAUCACAUAACAGCAAACUGACUAACAUUUCGUUACACAUCAGCAUCUAUAUAAAGGUUGCCAACUUUAGCCACCAUAAGCUACUGGUCGUACCAGAUGAAGUCAGGCUGUAGCAGUGCAUUCAACUGAGCCAUUAGCUACAAGUCAGUCCUGCUUUAAGAAACAUAGCAAAAAGAGAAAGGAAUGGAUUGAGCAAAUCUGCUCAUUUAUUAAGAAAACAUGAAAGUCAAGCUUUUAUUUUUUUAACAGUUAUCUGAACAGAAUGCUUUACAAAAAAUGAAG
Anarrhichthys ocellatus (wolf-eel) is the source of this 4422-nucleotide messenger RNA. Its product is annotated as E3 ubiquitin/ISG15 ligase TRIM25-like. Bases 1190 to 2131 code for a protein of 313 amino acids. The record is from RefSeq and is a predicted model, not a curated record. Gene Ontology annotation, molecular function: zinc ion binding. NCBI's taxonomy places the organism in Eukaryota, Metazoa, Chordata, Actinopteri, Perciformes, Anarhichadidae. The transcript has 7 exons.